CGGAGCCCUCGGCAGCAGCAGUCGCCGCCUGUCCCGUCGGUCGGUCCUGUCCGUCCGUCCCGCCUGCCCGCCCUCAGCAUGCCGCCGCCGCCGCUGCCCUUCUCCGUGUCCAAGGAGGCGGCCGUGGGCGCCGCCGUGCUGGGCGCCGCCUUGGCCGCCGGGGUGGCCCUGGGGCGAAGGGCCCCUCAGUGGCUGUUUGGACCUCAGAAGAACCUGCUGCCGCCUCGAAAAAGUCCCCUGUGGUGUUACGUCCUGAGUCACUCGCUGAGAGAGCACCCUGUGUUGAAGAAGCUGAGACUGCUCACCCUGGAGCAACCGCAGGGAGAAAUGAUGGUGACGGCAGAGCAAGCGCAGUUACUGGCCAACCUGGUCCGACUCAUCAAAGCCAAGAAAGUCCUUGAGAUUGGCACGUUCACAGGGUACAACACGCUGAGCCUGGCCCUGGCCCUGCCUGAUGACGGGCGAGUGGUGUCCUGUGAAGUCUGCGCCUCGUUUGCCGAGAUCGGCAGACCCCUCUGGAAGGCGGCUGGCGAGGAGCAGAAGAUCGAUCUGCACAUUAAACCGGCACUCCAGUUGCUCGAGGAGCUCUUGGCUGCAGGAGAGGGCGGCACCUUCGACGUGGCCUUCAUUGACGCGGACAAGGAUAACUGCACCGACUAUUACGAGAAGUGUCUCCGUCUCGUCCGGCCAGGCGGCAUCAUCGCCAUCAACAACGUUCUCUGGCACGGAGAAGUGCUGACGCCAAGGAAGGGUGACCUGGCCACCCAGCGAGUUAAUGACCUGAACAAGCGGGUGUUCCGAGACCCCCGAGUCAACAUCAGCUUGGUGCCUUUGGGGCCUGGCAUGACGUUGGCCUUCAAACUUUAGAGAGGCCGCACGGUGGACCGGACCCCACGGGGGCAGGGAGCAGAGCACCAGGCCAACCAGUCAGCCGCAGGUAAUGGGGCUUUAAAGACAGCGCUGGCUGGGGAGAGCUGGGCCUGCCCAGGAGAGUGAGAAAAAGAAAAUGGUGACUCAUAAUGGUCGCAGGCAAUUGCAGAAAGAUGCUCUAAUUUUUUUGUAAAGCAAUAAAUACCACAAUUAUUA
Messenger RNA from Tachyglossus aculeatus (Australian echidna), 1086 nucleotides. RefSeq names its product catechol-O-methyltransferase domain containing 1 (gene COMTD1). The coding region runs from base 79 to 867 and encodes 262 amino acids. The record is from RefSeq and is a predicted model, not a curated record. Gene Ontology annotation, molecular function: O-methyltransferase activity; S-adenosylmethionine-dependent methyltransferase activity. NCBI's taxonomy places the organism in Eukaryota, Metazoa, Chordata, Mammalia, Monotremata, Tachyglossidae. The transcript is spliced from 7 exons.